This is a messenger RNA of Aspergillus campestris IBT 28561, 1632 nucleotides long. RefSeq names its product Tm-1-like ATP-binding domain-containing protein. Bases 1 to 1632 code for a protein of 543 amino acids. The record is from RefSeq and is a predicted model, not a curated record. NCBI's taxonomy places the organism in Eukaryota, Fungi, Ascomycota, Eurotiomycetes, Eurotiales, Aspergillaceae. The transcript is spliced from 7 exons.
AUGAAGCUGCUGGCUGUUCUCUGUGCUGUCUCUUUUGCCGCCCUGGUGGCAUCAAGCCGCGUCCAAGAGACCAGCCAAGUUGAGGACCCAAAGCUGAAUUGUGUAAAAGACGCUCGGGGCCGGUAUCAGUGUUGUCCUGAGGGCAAGUCUUGGGCUGAGGAAUGGGGUUGUCUUUGUGUUUGCAUGGAUAAAGACGGUGGGGCUUUGAAUAGUGCACGUGCUCCAUUUCAUAACCAAAAAAACAAUAUACAUGCUAUCCUCCUCCUCGGCACCUGCGACUCCAAAUGGUCCGAACUCGCCUUCCUCCACGCCCAACUCCAAAAACACCAAAACCCACCCAUCACCACCCUUCUCAUGGACGUCGGCCGCACCCCGACGGACCAUCCUCUCAUUGACAUUCCCCACCCGGAUUCUACCAGCAACACUCCCAAUAUAAACAGCAAUAAUGAAGACACCAAAAAUAAUGAAGAAGAGAGAAUAUCCACCCUCCCCCGCGCAACCUACCUCCAAAAAAUGACCACCCACGCCAUCACCCAGACCACGCACCUCCUCACCACAAACACCAUCCACGCCGUCCUCUCCAUAGGCGGCUCCUGCGGCACCAGCCUCGCAACAGCCGUCAUGCAGCGCGCCUGUCCCAUAGGAUUUCCCAAGCUGAUGGUGUCGACCAUGGCGAGCGGGGACGUGCGGCCUUAUGUGGGCGAGUCGGAUAUCACGCUUAUGUAUAGUGUUGUUGAUAUUGCGGGCGCGAAUACGAUUUUGAAGCGCGUUUUGAGGAAUGCGGCUGCUGCGGGGGCGGGGAUGGCGGUUGCUUAUUUUGAUUCUUUAGCUCCUUCGGUGGGUGGGGUGGAAGGGGUGGGUUCUGGGGCUACUGGUGCUACUACUGGUACAGUUACUGCUGAGAAGGGAGGCGAAGGGGAAAGGGAAAGACGAGAAAAAGACAAGCCCAAACGCAUCGGCGUCUCCAUGUUCGGCGUGACGACGCCCUGCGUGGACGCCGCGCGGGCGCACCUAGAAGCCAAAUACGGCUUCGAAGUGUACGUGUUCCACGCGACGGGCGCAGGAGGGCGCGCGAUGGAGCGGCUUGUGCGCGAGGGGCUGCUAGACGGGGUGUUGGACCUGACGACGACGGAGGUGGUGGAUGAGGUGGUGGGCGGGGUGUUGAGUGCUGGGCCGGAGCGGUUGCUGGAGGCGGCGCGGGCGGGCAUCCCGCAGGUGGUGAGUGUGGGGGCGUGCGACAUGGUGAAUUUUGGGGCGGUGGGGACUGUACCCCUCGAGUUUGUGCGGGAGAAGAAGAGGGUGUUGCUGGAGCAUAAUGCUGCUGUGACGCUUAUGAGGACGACUGGGGAGGAGAGUGCGCGGGUGGGGGAGUUUAUUGGGAGGAGGUUGAAGGGGGAGGUGGUGAGGGCUGAGGUGGUGAAUGUUUUGUUGCCUGUUGGUGGGGUGAGUAUGCUUGAUGUGCCGGGGCAGCCGUUUUAUGAUCCUGCGGUGGAUGGGGUGCUGUUUGAGACGGUGGAGAGGGAGUUGGAGGGGAGUGGGAUCCGGGUGGUGAGGGAUGAGCGCCAGAUUAAUGACCCGGGGUUUGCGGUGCGGGCGGCGGAGAUGUUGGCUGAGUUGAUGGGGCUGUCUUAA